GUCUUGGUCUCCCCGCAAUAACACGAAGCUGAGCUCUCGACGGAACUUCCCUCAUUACGUCAAUCGUUUUCGGCAUAUAAUACAACUGCAAGCAGCUCGGUUAUAAAUUGACAAGCCAACUCACCUGCCGUACCAAAGAAUCAAGACGACCUAGUUGUAACAUAAGAUACAGCCAUAGAAAUGAGUACCGAUUAUAAAUUUGAGGGAUGGAUGGGUGAGGAUGAAAGAUCAGCAGAAGGGAAUAUGGUUUGGCGAGACUACGAGCCAAAGAAGUGGAAGGAGACUGACAUCGACAUCCGUAUCACUCACUGUGGUGUCUGCGGCUCUGACAUUCACGUCCUCCGGUCGGGCUGGCGUCAGGCACCAUACCCAGUGGUUGUAGGCCACGAGAUUGUCGGCGUCGCUGUGCGCGUCGGUAGCAAAGCUGAAGGCGGCAUUCAAGUCGGUGACAUCGUCGGUGUCGGUGCGCAGUCUGAUGCAUGUCUCAAUCGCAAGAUAGGAGACGACAACCAUGACUGUAAUGAGUGCGCCUCUGGCGAAGAGAAUUAUUGCACCCGCAUGGCCCCUACCUACGGUUCAAAGUUCUUAACCACAGGCGACAAGACGCAGGGCGGCUAUGCUCGCUACCACCGUUGUCCAUCGCACUUCGUCUUCCGCAUCCCCGAGGGUGUCGCGCCAGAACACGCAGCGCCGCUUCUCUGUGGUGGCGUGACUGUCUAUUCGCCUCUGAAGCAAUUUGGUGCCGGACCUGGUAAGAAGGUAGGUGUCGUUGGCGUUGGCGGACUGGGUCACUUUGCUGUACUCUUUGCUCGUGCUCUUGGCGCCGAUGAGGUUGUAGGUAUCUCGCGCAGGGAGGGCAAGAGACAGGAAGCCAUGGAUCUUGGAUGUACAGAUUAUAUCGCAACAGCUGAUGAGGAGGGCUGGGAAACCAAGAACUCUAGGAGACUUGACCUCAUUAUCUCAACCGUCUCAUCUCCCAAGAUGCCCCUCGCUGAUUAUAUAGGUCUUUUACGAUUGGACGGCACACUCGUUCAAGUCGGUCUUCCUGAGGGUCAACUCCCCUUCCGGCCUGGUAGUCUUACCGGCGCACGUCGCAGAAUUGCCGGCUCAAGCAUUGGAUCGCCCGCUGAGAUUCGAGAGAUGCUGCAGCUUGUUGCGGAUAAGAAGGUCAAGCCGUGGGUUGAAAUGCGUCCUAUGUCGGAAGCAAAUCAGGCCAUUAUUGAUUUCGAGGCUGGCAAGCCGCGAUUUCGCUAUGUUUUGGUUAAUCAGGAUUCAUAAUCCCACUGUGUACGUAUGUAGGGGUUUGCUUAGGGCGCACCUCCUUGAAGUUAUGAUUCUUUCUAGUUCCAUAUAUUACCCUUGGUCCCUUAGCUAUCUAAAGCCGUAGUAGUCUGAAUACCUAGGGGAGAACUAUAAGAUACAAGUCUCAG
Molecule: messenger RNA, 1430 nt
Organism: Fusarium redolens
Lineage: Eukaryota; Fungi; Ascomycota; Sordariomycetes; Hypocreales; Nectriaceae
Product: NADP-dependent alcohol dehydrogenase
Exons: 3
Coding region: 181-1278 (365 amino acids)
Biological process (GO): alcohol metabolic process
Molecular function (GO): alcohol dehydrogenase (NADP+) activity; zinc ion binding
Source: RefSeq, a predicted model, not a curated record